Molecule: messenger RNA, 7175 nt
Organism: Clonostachys rhizophaga
Lineage: Eukaryota; Fungi; Ascomycota; Sordariomycetes; Hypocreales; Bionectriaceae
Source: the annotation of a GenBank genome assembly
AUGCCGGAAGCCACCAACGGCCGGCCACAGGCCAACGGCAAGGUCUCAUAUGCCGAGAAGUACAAUAUUGCGGACCACUUCAUUGGAGGCAACCGCAUGGAGAAUGCGCCUGCGAGCAAGGUCAAGGACUUUGUCGCCCAGAACGGCGGUCACACCGUCAUCACAAACGUGAGUUUUGCUGCCACAGUAUCUGCUUUGGCGAUGGGCUGGGCUGGAGCGCAUUCGACGACCGAUCCCUAUGCCUGGCCUGGUGUUUUGUCGCCGGCAAUGGCAAUGGGCAGUCUGUGAAUCACCCCACCAUCGUGAGGCAGGAAUUGCAAUUGCCAGACACUGACAUUCUGGGACACCCCACCCUGCAGGUUUUGAUUGCCAACAACGGUAUUGCAGCCGUCAAGGAAAUUCGCUCCGUGCGAAAAUGGGCCUACGAAACGUUCGGCGACGAGAGGGCCAUCCAUUUCACUGUCAUGGCCACCCCGGAUGAUUUGGAGGCCAACGCCGACUACAUUCGCAUGGCAGAUCACUACGUGGAGGUUCCCGGAGGCACAAACAACCACAACUACGCCAACGUGGAAUUGAUCGUGGACAUUGCCGAGCGCAUGAAUGUCCACGCCGUGUGGGCUGGAUGGUGAGUUUGUGUGAACCCCUACGAGAUCGGAGAUGAAAUACUCCGUGAUCAGUUGAUUGUGCAUGUAUCCAAGUGGGCAAGGGACGCAGCGCUGACAGGUAGCUGAAAACAGGGGUCACGCAUCCGAAAACCCGAAGCUGCCCGAGUCGCUGGCAGCAUCACCCAAGAAGAUUGUCUUCAUCGGACCUCCGGGAUCGGCCAUGCGAUCGCUCGGUGACAAAAUUUCCUCCACAAUUGUCGCCCAGCAUGCAGAUGUGCCUUGUAUCCCCUGGUCGGGAACUGGUGUUGACGAUGUCGAGGUCGAUAAUAAAGGCAUUGUCACGGUCCCCGAUGAUGUAUAUUCGAAGGGUUGCGUACAAUCGUGGGAGGAGGGUCUUACCAAGGCUAAGGAGAUUGGCUUCCCCGUCAUGAUCAAGGCCUCAGAAGGCGGAGGUGGUAAGGGUAUCCGAAAGGCCUUGGGCGAGGAGGGCUUCGAGGCGCUGUACAAGGCUGCCGCGAGCGAGAUUCCCGGAUCCCCUAUCUUCAUCAUGAAGCUGGCUGGCAAUGCCAGACAUUUGGAGGUGCAGCUUUUGGCUGAUCAGUACGGACACAACAUCUCUCUCUUUGGUAGAGAUUGUUCCGUUCAGAGACGUCACCAGAAGAUUAUCGAAGAAGCACCCGUCACAAUUGCCAAGGCCGACACAUUCAAGGCCAUGGAGGAUGCGGCCGUCCGUCUGGGUAAACUGGUCGGUUACGUUUCCGCCGGUACCGUCGAGUACUUGUACUCGCACGCCGACGACAAGUUCUAUUUCCUCGAGCUCAACCCUCGUCUGCAGGUCGAGCAUCCCACCACUGAAAUGGUGAGCGGUGUCAAUCUGCCCGCAGCUCAGCUUCAGAUUGCCAUGGGUCUUCCUCUGCAUAGAAUCCGUGAUAUCAGACUCCUCUACGGCGUCGACCCCAAGACCUCGAGCGAAAUCGAUUUCGAGUUCAAGAACGAGGGCACCUCACUUACACAGCGCCGCCCCACCCCCAAGGGCCACACAACCGCCUGCCGUAUCACCUCUGAGGAUCCUGGUGAGGGUUUCAAGCCUUCGAACGGUGUGAUGCACGAGCUCAACUUCAGGAGUAGUUCCAACGUGUGGGGUUACUUCUCCGUUGGUACUCAGGGUGGAAUCCACAGUUACUCAGACAGUCAGUUUGGUCACAUCUUCGCCUACGGUGAGAACCGUGCUGCUUCGCGAAAGCACAUGGUUGUCGCUCUCAAGGAACUGAGCAUUCGUGGUGAUUUCAAGACCACCGUCGAAUAUCUCAUCAAGCUUCUUGAGACCGAGGAUUUUGAGGAGAACACCAUCUCUACAGGCUGGCUGGAUGAGCUCAUUUCCAAGCGUCUCACUGCCGAGCGCCCUGAUAGCAUGCUCGCCGUUGUUUGCGGUGCCAUCACCAAGGCCCACAUUGAGAGCGAAGAAUGCAUGGCCCUCUACCGUGCCGGCCUUGAGAAGGGUCAGGUUCCUCCCACACAGAUCCUUAAGACCACUUUCAACAUUGAUUUCAUCUACGACGGGUUCAGGUACAAGUUCACUGCUACGCGCUCUAGUACUGAUGCCUACCACCUGUUCAUCAAUGGAUCCAAGUGCACCGUUGGUGUCCGUGCCCUGAGAGAUGGUGGUCUCCUCAUCCUUCUCGACGGCCACAGUCACAACGUCUACUGGAAGGAGGAAGUCGGUGCCACCCGCCUCUCCGUCGAUUCCAAGACCUGCCUGUUGGAGCAGGAGAACGACCCCACCCAGUUGCGAACUCCUAGCCCUGGCAAGCUCGUCAAGUACUCUGUUGAGAACGGCGCUCACAUCAAGGCUGGCCAGACCUACGCUGAAGUUGAAGUCAUGAAGAUGCACAUGCCUCUAGUCGCUCAGGAGGACGGUAUCGUACAGCUCAUCAAGCAGCCCGGAACUGGUCUUGAGGCUGGUGAUAUUCUGGGUAUACUCGCCCUGGAUGACCCCAGCCGAGUUAAGCAGGCCCAGCCCUUCGUUGGCAAGCUCCCUGAGUACGGCGACCCAGUUGUUGUUGGUACCAAGUCUGCCCAGCGCUUCACCCUUCUUCAUAACAUUCUUGUCAAUAUUCUUCAGGGUUUCGACAACUCUGUUAUCAUGGCAGCCACACUCAAGGAGCUCAUCGAAGUCCUUCGCAACCCUGACCUUCCCUACAGCGAGUGGAAUGCUCAGUUCUCCGCCCUCCACUCCCGCAUGCCCCAGAAGCUUGAUGCCGCUUUCAGCCACAUCAUUGAGAGAGCCAAGGCCCGUCACACCGAGUUUCCUUCCAAGGCUUUGAGCAAGACUUUCGCCAAGUUCCUGGAGGACAGCGUUGCUCCUGCCGAUGUCGACACUCUCAAGACCACUCUUGAGCCUCUUACCAACAUCACCAACCAGUAUGCCGACGGCCAGAAGGCCCGAGAGCUCAGUGUUAUCCAGAACUUUCUUGAGCAGUACUGGGAUGUCGAGAAGUUGUUCAUGGACCAGCGCCAGGACGAGACUGUUAUCCUGAAACUGCGUGACCAGCACAAGGAAGAGCUGGCCAAGGUUGUCCAGACCGUGCUCUCACACAGCCGUGUUAGCGCCAAGAGCUCACUUAUCCUGGCUAUCCUGGAAGAGUACCGCCCCAACAAGCCCAACGUCGGCAACAUCGCCAAGUACUUGCGCGAGACCCUCCGCAAGCUGACCGAGCUCCAGUCAUCUCGACCUACCUCCAAGGUGUCGCUUAAGGCUCGUGAGAUCAUGAUCCAGUGCGCCCUGCCUUCCAUGGAAGAGAGAACCUCCCAGAUGGAGCACAUUCUCCGAUCCUCAGUUGUCGAUUCUACCUAUGGUGAGACUGGAUGGGAGCACCGAGAACCCAACUUGGAUGUGAUCAAGGAGGUUGUUGACUCCAAGUAUACCGUUGUGGACGUCUUGACCCUGUUCUUCGCACACGAGGACCCCUAUGUCGCGAUUGCGGCUCUCGAGGUCUAUGUUCGCCGCGCCUACCGAGCGUACGUUCUGAAGAAGAUUGAGUAUCACUCUGACGAGAUUGAUGCUCCUCAGUAUCUCUCUUGGGACUUCAACCUGCGCAAGAUUGGCCAGUCCGAGUUCGGGCUUCCUCUGCUGUCAACUGGCCCUUCAGGUCCCCCAACCCCUGGUGAUGCCGACCCUCUCCGCCUGGAAGCUAUUGGACGCAUUCGAUCAGUUAGUGACAUGUCUUACAUGACUGCCAAGAUAACUGAGGAGCCCAACCGCAAGGGUGUUAUUAUUCCCUGCAAGUAUCUCGAGGAUGCUGAAGAGCUUCUGCCCAAGGCCUUGGAGACUCUGGGCUACGCCCAGAAGCAGGCCAAGUCAACCAACCGUGGCCUUGUCAGUGAACUCGCUCGCCAGCGAAACCCUUCUGUCGCUGGCAGCCUCAAGGUUCACACUGGAGAGCUCUCAGCUGUUGUCAACGUUGCAGUUAGAGAUGCCGAGGCUACCAAUGAUCAGGAGACCCUUGAUCGCCUCAACUCCCUGAUUGCUCCUUUCAAGGAAGAUUUGCUUGCUCGUGGUGUUCGUCGCUUGACUUUCAUCUGUGGAAACAGCGACGGAUCUUACCCUCGCUACUACACAUUCCGUGGUCCUGAGUACAAUGAGGACGACAGUAUUCGUCACAUGGAGCCUGCCUUGGCCUUCCAGCUGGAAUUGGCUCGCCUUGCCAAGUUCAACAUUAAGCCUGUAUUCACGGAAAACAAAAAUAUCCACGUUUACGAGGCCCUUGGCAAGACUGUCGACACCGACAAGCGAUACUUCACACGUGCCGUCAUUCGCCCUGGCCGUCUCCGAGACGAGAUCCCUACCGCUGAGUACCUGAUCUCCGAGGCCGACCGUGUCGUCAACGAUAUCUUCGAUGCUCUGGAGAUCACUGGCAACAACGGUUCCGAUCUGAACCACAUCUUCAUGAACUUCACGCCUGUCUUCCAGCUUCACCCUCGCGAUGUCGAGCAGAGUCUGCAGGGAUUCUUGGACCGCUUCGGAAUCCGUGCUUGGAGACUCCGUGUGGCUCAGGUCGAAAUCCGCAUUAUCUGCACUGACCCCCAGACCGGCACUCCUUACCCUCUCCGUGUUAUCAUUACCAACACCUCUGGUUUCAUUGUCGACGUCGACUUGUAUGCUGAGCGCAAGUCGGAGAAGGGUGAAUGGGUCUUCCAGAGCAUUGGCGGUACCAAGGACAAGGGCCCUAUGCACCUGAUGCCUGUUUCCACCCCGUACGCUACCAAGAACUGGCUGCAGCCUAAGCGAUACAAGGCCCAUCUUAUGGGAACCCAGUACGUUUACGAUUUCCCCGAGCUCUUCCGUCAAGCUAUCCAGAACUCUUGGGCCAAGGCCGUCGAGAAGCAGCCUUCCCUGGCCUCCCAGCAGCCCAAGACUGGCGAGUGCCUCGCCUUCACCGAGCUUGUCCUCGAUGACAAGGACAACUUGGAGGAGGUCAACCGUGAACCUGGAACCAACUCUUGCGGUAUGGUUGGUUGGAUUUUCCGUGCUCGCACCCCUGAGUACCCUGGCGGACGUCGCUUCAUUGUCGUCGCCAACGACAUUACCUACAAGAUUGGUUCUUUCGGUCCCAAGGAGGAUAACUUCUUCCACAAGUGCACUGAGCUGGCUCGCAAGCUUGGUAUUCCCCGCAUUUACCUCUCCGCCAACUCUGGCGCCCGCCUGGGCUUGGCUGAAGAGUUGAUGCCUCACUUCAAGGUUGCAUGGAACGAUGCCGGCAAGCCAGAUGCUGGGUUCCGUUACCUGUAUCUGGAUGAGGAGACCAAGACUCGGUUCGAGCAUUCCGUUAUUACCGAGGAGAUUUCCGAGAGGGGCGAGAAGCGAUUCAAGAUUGUCACUAUUAUCGGAAAGGAGGAUGGUUUGGGUGUCGAGUGUUUGCGAGGCUCUGGUCUGAUUGCCGGUGCCACCAGCCGAGCGUACAACGACAUCUUCACCGUCACCCUUGUCACUUGCCGUUCAGUUGGUACGUUGAAAUCCGCAGUGGUGACUGCGCUACAUCUUCCACUAGACGUUUGUAUGCUAACCAACAUUAAUAGGUAUUGGUGCCUACCUUGUUCGCCUCGGCCAGCGUGUCGUCCAGAUCGAGGGUCAACCCAUUAUCCUGACAGGUGCCCCUGCCCUGAACAACCUGCUUGGACGUGAAGUCUACACUUCCAACCUGCAGCUCGGUGGCACUCAGAUCAUGUACCGUAACGGUGUCUCUCACAUGACUGCCAACGAUGAUUUCGCUGGUGUCUCCAAGAUUGUUGAGUGGAUGUCAUUCGUACCUGACAAGCGCAAUAACCCCGUCGCGCUGAGCCCCGUCAUUGAUGAGUGGGAUCGUGAUGUCAUCUACACCCCUCCCCAGAAGCAGCCGUAUGAUGUUCGCUGGUUGAUCAGUGGUAAGACUGAGGAUGAUGGAAGCUUCCAGAGCGGUCUCUUCGACAAGGACUCCUUUGUCGAGGCUCUUGGUGGUUGGGCUCGUACCGUUGUGAUUGGUCGUGCUCGUCUUGGUGGUAUCCCCAUGGGCGUCAUUGCUGUCGAGACUCGCACGGUCGAGAACAUCACCCCUGCCGACCCUGCCAACCCCGACUCUAUCGAGCAGGUCGGCCAGGAGGCUGGUGGUGUCUGGUACCCCAACUCUGCCUUCAAGACUGCUCAGGCUAUCAAUGACUUCAAUAAUGGUGAGCAGCUGCCUUUGAUGAUCCUUGCCAACUGGCGUGGUUUCUCUGGUGGUCAGCGCGACAUGUACAACGAAGUUCUCAAGUACGGUUCGUUCAUUGUCGACGCCCUCGUCAAGUAUGAACAGCCCAUCUUCAUCUACAUUCCCCCCUUCGGUGAGCUGCGUGGUGGAUCAUGGGUCGUCGUCGAUCCCACCAUCUCUCCAGACACCAUGGAGAUGUAUGCUGAUGAAGAGGCCCGUGGUGGUGUCCUGGAGCCUGAUGGUAUCAUCGGUAUCAAGUACCGCAAGGACAAGCAGCUGGCAACCAUUGCCCGCCUGGAUGAGACCUACGCCAACCUCAAGAAACAGCUCGAGAACAAGAACCUCACCGCCGACCAGUCUGAGCAGAUUAAGAAGCAGAUGGCUGAGCGUGAGAAGCAGCUGUUGCCCAUCUACGCCCAGAUUGCUGCCCAGUACGCUGACCUCCACGACCGUGCUGGACGCAUGAAGGCCAAGGGUGUCAUCCGUGACCAGCUUCAGUGGAUCAACGCCCGCCGCUUCUUCUACUGGCGUCUGCGCCGAAGACUCAACGAGGAGUUCGUCCUCAGGAAGAUGUCCACUAGCGCCCUGGCUCCUGUCGCCAACCAGAGCACUGCUCAGAAGAGCCAGCAACGCGCCCAGAACCUGCACCUCCUGAAGAGCUGGUCUGGCAUCAAUGACUGGGAGAAGAACGACCAGGCUGUAUCCGAGUGGUACGAGUCUGAGAGGAAGAAGAUUGGAGAGAAGGUUGAGGCGCUCAAGAACGAGCACCUUGCCGAGGAAGUUGCCACCUUGGUUCGCGACAACAAGCGUGCCGGAUGGAAGGGUGUGCGAGAUGCUCUUAGAGUGA